Cheilinus undulatus (humphead wrasse) is the source of this 5254-nucleotide messenger RNA. It is a transcript of the gene cyp1b1, whose product is annotated as cytochrome P450 1B1. Lineage: Eukaryota; Metazoa; Chordata; Actinopteri; Labriformes; Labridae. The transcript has 2 exons. The record is from RefSeq and is a predicted model, not a curated record. Bases 286 to 1860 code for a protein of 524 amino acids. Gene Ontology annotation, molecular function: iron ion binding; oxidoreductase activity, acting on paired donors, with incorporation or reduction of molecular oxygen, reduced flavin or flavoprotein as one donor, and incorporation of one atom of oxygen; heme binding.
UUGACACACAUUUAUGCACCCAACAGGCUGCAGAGUUUGUGAAUGACUGUUUGCAUACUGAAUGAGGAGGAUUUGAAAGCACAUAGCUGAAAGUUUUCUGAUUAAAAUGUAGCUUUUAUUGUCGGAUUUGGGAGUUUUUGUGGAUAAAUCGAAGAGGAGUUUAUUUGUCCAUGUGCCAAGGACGUCAGCAGGUAUUAAAUGAUGAGUCCUGAUUUAAUCUAAAUUCUAAUUAGUCAUUGAACCUUUGUCUUUAACUCUGGCCCAUCCUGCUGCAGGAUCCCCAUCAUGGCUGUGUCAGUGGAGGGGUUAAACGCAGGGACUCUCCGCGCUCUGCUCCUGGCCUGCGUGACCCUCUUUUUCUCCCUCCACCUGUGGCGGUGGCUCCGGCAGCGCUCAGGCCGUCCCCCGCCCGGGCCCUUCGCCUGGCCGGUCAUCGGGAACGCUGCGCAGCUCGGCAAAACGCCGCACUUGUAUUUUACGCGCAUGGCGAAGAAAUAUGGGAACGUGUUCCAGAUUAAACUGGGCUGCAGGACCGUGGUGGUCCUGAACGGGGACUCUAUCAAACAGGCGCUGGUCAAACAGGGACACGAGUUCUCCGGUAGACCAGACUUCACAUCCUUCCAGUACGUCUCUAACGGGGACAGCCUGGCGUUUGGCACCAGCUCGGACUGGUGGAAGACGCACCGCAAAGUGGCGCAGUCCACAGUCCGCAUGUUCUCCACUGGGAACCCGCACACUAAGAAGACCUUUGAGCGCCACGUCCUGGGGGAGGUCAGGGAGCUGCUGCAGCUGUUUGUGGUGAAGACGCACGAGCAGCGCUUCUUCCAGCCCAUGGCGUACCUGGUGGUGUCCACAGCCAACAUCAUGAGCGCGGUGUGCUUUGGGAAGAGGUACUCCUACGAGGACGAGGAGUUUCGGCAGGUGGUGGGCAGGAACGACCAGUUCACUAAGACUGUGGGGGCAGGGAGCAUCGUGGACGUGAUGCCCUGGCUGCAGUACUUCCCAAACCCCAUCAAGACCAUUUUUGAAAACUUCAAGAAGCUCAACAGGGAGUUCGGUACCUUCAUCCGGGAUAAAGUGGUGGAGCACAGAAAAACCAUCGAGUCUAGCAGCAUCCGGGACAUGACGGACGCUUUUAUUGUGGCUCUGGACCAAGUCAGAGACAAAAGAGGACUCUCAUCGGGGAAGGACUACGUACCCCCCACAGUGGGGGACAUCUUUGGAGCAAGUCAAGACACCCUGUCCACUGCGCUUCAGUGGAUCAUCCUCCUCCUGGUCAAGUACCCUGAGGUGCAGGAGCGACUACAGCAGGAGGUGGACCGGGUGGUGGACCGCAGCCGGCUGCCAUCGGUGGAGGACCAGGCGCAGCUGCCAUAUGUUAUGGCCUUCAUCUAUGAGGUGAUGCGCUUCACCAGCUUUGUACCGCUCACCAUCCCCCACUCCACCACCACCAAUACCUCCAUCAUGGGCUACACGAUACCAAAGAACACAGUGGUCUUCAUCAACCAGUGGUCUGUCAACCAUGACCCUGCCAUCUGGUCCAACCCAGAGACAUUUGACCCACAGCGGUUCCUGGACCCGAGCGGUGCACUGAACAAGGAUCUAACCAGCAGCGUGGUCAUCUUCUCUCUGGGGAAGCGGCGCUGCAUCGGCGAGGAUCUCUCCAAGAUGCAGCUGUUCCUCUUCACGGCUCUGAUCGCCCACCAGUGCAACAUCACCACUGAUCCAUCCAGGCCACUGACACUCGACUUUGAGUACGGUCUGACUCUGAAACCUCACCCCAUCUUCAUCGCAGUGUCUAUGAGGGAAGACAUGAAACUGCUGGACGCAGUGGCCCGACAGGCCAAGGACGUCUCAUGAACAAGACAAACUGAUUAGACAAAACUCUGAGGAAAAUAAAUAAAUGAAGGCUGAAACACACAAAGACUUAGAGCUCAUGUUUGUGAGCUCAAACUGAUAUUUAUAAGCUGAAACCUCAGGCUCCACUCUAACACUGAUCACUAAUUUCUUUUAAGUAUUAUAGCACCAGCAGGUAGCAGAUGUGGUGUGAGGAUGCUUUAAUAUCUUUGUUUUGUAUUAAAGAGAGAAGGAGUAAAAGCUAAAUGCUGCAUGCUGCAAUUAAAAAAAAAAAACAACUCAAGUUCCCACAUUUUUUUAUUUUUUUAUUUUUUUUAAGAUUUGUUUUGAGGCCUUUAUUAGAUAGAGGAAAGCAUUGGAUAGACUGAAAACCAGGGACAAGAGUGGGGGAGAAACAUGUAGCAAAGGGCCUCAGGCUGGAUUUGAACCCGGGCUGCCCUUGUACAUGAUGCGCACCUUAACCACUGGACUACCGGUGUUCCCCAGUUCCCACACUUUUUAAAAUAAAUUUUCUCAACCCUUGAACCCUUGCUGCCCACUUUGGGGAUUAUUGACCUUUUGUAUAUCCAAAUAUCUGUCCCGCCCCAGUACAGAUGGCUACCAGAUACCAGAUUCCCAGAGAUAAUCUGUGUAGUGCACAUUUUGUACAAGCGAAGUUUAAAAAGAUUUAAACAUACACAAGCCAAGAUGGGAAGGUUCUAGGUCUACUAAAUACCUCUCCAGUGGAGCCAUGCAGUGUAUGAGCCACUUUCCUGUGUGUGUCAAGCUUAUGAAGUUUGAAAUGCCAUCAUUAGAUGCCUGCCAGUCAAUUCAUGAAGUGUAGAACAGCGUAUUUCAUUUGCUAGUGUUAUGGUCUUAAAUGUGGCUCUGUUUACUAGUGACUUUCCCCUGAGUCAAAAGCCGAAAACAGAUAAAGUUCUCAGGGACGCCUCUUUUUUGCUUUGACAGCUAGCUAGGUAGGAAAUAUUGCUUUCAGUGAGUAGUUCAAGUUUCUCUGCAGGUGAGUGUCCAUGAGCCCGUUUCAGACUGAUCACCUGUGCUGCGAAUCUGCUCUGGCUCCUGUCAGUGCAGUGGUCACACUAGAUGUGAGUUUGCUGCGUGUUGGCUACAUCUCUAUGCAGUCAAAGCCCUGCCAUUCUUCAUACGUUUUACCUCAUUAAACCGUAACAGGUUACAUUAUUCAGUGUAUAGUGGAAGUGUAUGGUCUGUAACUGCGCACGGUAUAAAUAGGCAAGAUCUCAAAUCUCUAAAUUCUCUGCACCUGAGCUGCGUGUAGGCUUUAAAGACCCUGUAAAGUGAAAAUAAAUCUGUAUUUAGGUUUGUUAUAUGACAGGUCACUGUGUUAUGAAUCCCAAGGUCAAAUUUCAGUCAAAUAGAACAUCUCUAAGUUUAUAAAAUUAAUCUCCAAAAUCAUGAAAAAUGAGGCAGUAACAUCUGCUCUAGGAUGGUGGGCAUCUCUGCUGAACGAGCUGGAACCAUGCCCACUCAGCAUCCUCUCAAAUUUAAAAAAUGCUACGAUCUAGAUGGAGAAAAGCACUCACACCAUUAGCCUUGACUUUAUGUUGACCUUCUGAUCAGAGCACAGCUGCCUGGCAAAGAUCACGGGGGGUACAAGGCUUUGUCUGCUCUGAAUUUAGUGAAAUUAGACAAGCAUAUGUUAACUGAGAUCAACCUUUUCAUUGGAGCCCUCUCUACUUAAAAACAGUGAAGCCCCCAGGACUCCACAAAUGCAUUGCUGUCAAAAAUUAGACCCUUCUUUGUUUUCAGUGAUAAAAUCAGGGCAAGAGAUACUUGUUCAUGAAGAAGUUUCUUUUCAUAAACCUUUUAGUAAGUAUGAAGCAUUGAUUUAAUGUGCAGAUCUAAUUCUGACAACCUCAGACCAGACAAGGGCUUGCUUCCUCUGGUUGCUCUUUAUUGGAGUGACACUCUCACAAUAUCAGUGUCAACACUUGGCUUUCUUUGAAAGAUCUAAAUUUGCAACAAAAAAAAACCUAAAGGGAUCUCAAGGAAAAUUUUUGACGUUUGCAUCUUAAUCGUCAGUUCAAAAAUGUUUUUCAUUGACAUUUUCAAGAUUUUCUUGGUGUCUAUUUCAGCGUGUGAAGUUUAGCUUGUUCCUCUUCUCUCUGAUGCAAAAUAAAGACACAACAGUAAUGGGAAAUCUGUUUCACACAGCCAGCAGUUCAGCUGGGACCUUUUGGACUCUCAGCAUCUCUGAGACUGAAGGUGCAGCUCUGCAGCUGGCUGCACAUCCCUGCAGAUCAGCUGCACUCCUUCGUAUGUUUAACACUAUGAUUACAGCUGCUCCUACAGUCCCUGGUGACUUUAGUGUAGAUGUUAUGGCUAUAACAGAUAAUCAGUAGACACCAUAGUGAUACUAUUGAAUUGGAGUGUCAUGCUUUUGGACAGAUAAAUUAAAUGUGUAUCUCCUUUGAUUUGGCCAAAACUUUUAGAUUGUAUUGUGUAUUUGUGUAUAACCCUCCCUAAUAUGAAUCCUAUUCAAACACAUGAGAUGUUAUUUGUUAAAGUGGAGUCAUUAUGUGUUUGCAGUGACUCUGCAUGAACCGGCCAAUAAGCUAACAGAGUGCAUCAGCCCCUGGUGUUUAUUACUAAUGUGUAGUUUGUGAUAUUUAGUUACUCAGGAAUAAAAUGCCAAAUACUCCUUUAUUUAGCGUGCUUUUAAACAAUAAUCUGAAAGCUCCUGUAGACGCUGUUUGAAAGGACAUGUUGCCUGUCUGUGAACUGCUGUCCACGUGUUUGAUCAGUGUUACUCACUUGUUUAUUUCUCUGUUUAAAUGCUGCUCACUUUAACCUCCAUGCCAGUAACCCAGUGAUUUCUUCUCCAUGUUUAUUUUAUUUACAUUCAUGUUCAUGCUGUUGUUUGUGUCUGAUUAUCUGUCUCAGCAUGAGAGACUGAUGCACUGACUGUGAAGUUUUGGAUUUGACUGUUUGUUGGCUUCCUGGUAAAGCACAUUGAAAGAAAAUGAUUCAGGUGAAUCUGUGAAAUAAGAGGUCAAUAUGGCACGAAGUGAUGUGUCCAAGCAGACACAUUACUGCAUCAGUUUAAAGCCUAAUUUAUACCUCUGUGUCGAAUCAAUACCAUACCAAACAACAUUCACUUAGUCCUGAUGUAGCCUGAUGUGUACGUCCUCAAAAAUAUAACUACAGGUUAAACCAACGCAGAUUGUGACCGGUCUUCUGGGCAAGGCUACCCUUUAGGGGGGACAAAAGGAAACCUCAUUUUGCCCCGUCACUCGGGUUGGCUGUCAUGAAAAUGAUAGAAUAUUCCUCCAAUUACCUUCCGAGAAUUUUUUCAGAAGUCCUGCCCUUCCCAAACGCUUUCUGUGGGAGCUUUCCCAGUUGAAUGUGAAAUAUAUCCAUGCAGUAGAUAUAUAAACAG